Molecule: messenger RNA, 2696 nt
Organism: Amyelois transitella
Lineage: Eukaryota; Metazoa; Arthropoda; Insecta; Lepidoptera; Pyralidae
Gene: Usf
Product: upstream stimulatory factor 2
Exons: 7
Coding region: 81-815 (244 amino acids)
Biological process (GO): regulation of transcription by RNA polymerase II
Molecular function (GO): DNA-binding transcription factor activity, RNA polymerase II-specific; RNA polymerase II cis-regulatory region sequence-specific DNA binding; protein dimerization activity
Source: RefSeq, a predicted model, not a curated record
UUUAUCUUUGACAUAAUCACAUGACCUGUUUUAUUUGUCCCCGUGAUCAAAUUGAGAAAAAUUCAAAAUAAUUACGCGCAAUGGCUAAAGUUGAGCCUGAUGUUGACACUGACAUACACGAAAACUCUCUUGAUAACAGUGCGGAUGCAGAAUAUCUUGGCAUGGUAGAUGAAGGAUCUUUCGGUGCAGAAGAAAGAUCCCAAUUAACCUCACAGCCCUUCCUAGACUCCAAUGAUAAUAGUUCUUCGGCCUACUUCAGGGAUAUAUCUGGUUCGGUAACUUACAAGGUAGUACACAUGACCGGUGAAGAGACUGGGAACAAUAUCGCACACUCCCCCGGCCAUGUGUUACCGGAUACAGAAUACUUUGUAAUAAGUAAUCCCGUAGAAGUUUUCGCCAGCCACGAACCUAAAACAGCAAAAGUACUUAAACGGGAGCCCUUACAAGCAAAAGCAGUUACAGCAAAGAAACGCGAUGACAAAAGGCGGGCGACCCACAACGAGGUUGAGAGGCGACGAAGGGACAAAAUCAACAGUUGGAUCACCAAGCUGGCCGCGUUGGUGCCCAACUCGGGCUUGGCGGACACCGUGAGCAAGGGCGGCAUACUGGCGAAGGCCUGCGACCACAUCACUGAACUCACUGAGAGGCAGAAGAGAUUAGACAAACUGGAGGUAGAGAAUGAAAAGUUAGUGUUGGAAAUAUUAAGACUCAAUCAAGAACUAGCCGAAGUGCGUAAGGAGAACACCACGAUGAGAAAUCAACUGGCUGAUAAUUGCAUAGUAAUGACACACAGGCCGAAAGGUCAAAAAUCUUAGUUGUAACUAAACAUUUGUAAAUAAAGGUGCAAUAAUGGCCGCGAUAAGAUUUCAGGGCCUACAGACGCACUGUCCGUGUGUAUAAUCUGUGACGAGAUUGCAUGUGGGCCGUAUGCGCGUUCGCCUAAUGAAGUAGAAUUAAAAAAGGUGCUGAAAUGUAGCGGGGAACUUUGACGUUAGCAGUGUUACCUUAUUUGGCUGUUGUGGAUAGGCUUCUUUUUUUCUAAUUUUGUAAAUCGCCAGUGUUGUUUAUGAUGUUUUGUUGUUUUAAAGUAUGGCAACCCCAUAUGUGUACAAUUUUGUGUAAAUACGCGAUUUAUGGGAAAUAAUGUUAUUAGUUUUACAAUGCAGCCACAUAUUAGGUUUUUGUGGACAUUGAGAUACCUAUCGCCGAAUUUGUGUCAAUAAAAUAUUCUCAACAUUUUUUUUAUGAUGGUCACCCCAAACAAAUGGUGUAUAAAUUCACCGCUAGAGGCGUUAAUAUAGCGCUGUGAUGUAGGGCGAGGCUUCCAAAAUGUCAAAGUUAGUGGCUCCAACGCCCACAACGAAUAUUAUCAACCUUUCAGGAUAGAUCAAUGUAGUUUUAAGAUAUCAAUAAUUCUCAUUUUUUUUAAACCGAUUUGAAUGAAGACAUUCAAAUUAUAAUUACAGUACGUAAUUAUUUAAAUAUAAUUUUAAAUAGGUUUUGAUUAUCAACAUUUUGAAUGAGGCACUAAAAUUUAUUUAGUGUGUAGUAUAUUUUAUAAUGAAAUUGCAGUGUCUAAGGCGAACGCUACUCGUAAAUAAAUGCGAUAAUUAUCACGAUAUUUACUAACAUAUCUUGGGCUGGAGUAUAUCUCAGCAUACUCUAUCAAUAUAAAUCGCAUCAGUAUUAAGGCGUUCUUUGGACGAGGCAGACGUCAUGGUUCCUAGACAGGAAUCUUAGACCUUGUGUGGCUAUAAUUAUAAACCAUUGUUUAAACAUGAUGCUAAAAAGAAAUGAAUAGAUGAAGAAUUGACAAUAAACAAAGAUUUAAUUAUUUGACGAAAUUCGACCUCACAAUGAAACUAUGAAUGAAAAUUACAUACAUAAAUGGCAUCGCUUUUUAAAAUUGAAUUUCUGUAGUUCAUAAACGCACUAAAUAGAUUUAAUUAUUUCUUAUUGGUCUAAAUUGGUGCGUACUGACAUGAUAAAUAUUGAUGCACGAUACUACACGCAAGAUAAAUAUAUCAAGAUCUCGGAUCUGGUAGAGUGAAACAAUGUAUCAUAGUUGCCAAACUAAUGACGGAAAGUGUUUUGCCAUUAUUUUUAAUAUAAAAAAAACACGAUCGUUGGAUCAAAUAUGUAACGCAGUUGUUUUUGUAUUUAGAAAUAUAGAACACGUUUAAAAUUUGAAUCGACCAAUUUCGACCACACCACAGAAUUUUUUAAAUUAUUUUUGAGUCCUUACGAUUCAACAUGAACAUUAUUUUAUUUCCCCUAAGUAUGUAGAUCAUAUUUAAAAAAUAAAAAGACAUAUAUUACCCUUAAUUCCGAAAAGAAUUGGUGUCAAAUAGCGCUGGAAUAUGAGUAAUUAUUAUACAUAUUAUUCUUUUGUUAUUACAAGGAAGUUUUUACAAUAAUAAUGUAAGUAUUGUAUACUGUAUGUAGGUAGUGUUAGUCAAAGUUGUUUUUGUUAUCAAAUACAAUCGGUAUAUUGCAUUUAAACAUCCAAUUGUUUUGUUUAAUUUCUUGGCCUGAAGUAAAAAAAAAAAUACUUUUUAAUUUCCUAUCCGAAACAUAGUAAUGUCAGAACGGUAGAAAGAUGAUUUUGUAUUUUCUUACCCGGGAUUACAAAACUUGCAGUGCCAGGAACAUUUUUAUUUUUUAUCAAACCCAAAAUAUAAUCAGGUAUUUGUUGA